Lagopus muta (rock ptarmigan) is the source of this 23358-nucleotide messenger RNA. RefSeq names its product diacylglycerol lipase alpha (gene DAGLA). The transcript is spliced from 23 exons. The coding region runs from base 12063 to 15158 and encodes 1031 amino acids. The record is from RefSeq and is a predicted model, not a curated record. Gene Ontology annotation, biological process: lipid metabolic process. Gene Ontology annotation, cellular component: dendrite membrane; postsynaptic membrane. NCBI's taxonomy places the organism in Eukaryota, Metazoa, Chordata, Aves, Galliformes, Phasianidae.
CCCCCUGCACGACUCUGUUUGCUGCCUUUACGGCUGGGAUGCCUGGCUUGGUGCAGUUUGCUGACAUGUGAGAUGGGAAGGUUUGCUUGAAGCACCUAAACAGUGAGGCUGCUGUGUUACUGAAGAGCUUAGAGCUACACUUGCAGAGCGAGAGACUUGCUGAUACUGAGUUUGUUGCUGUUUUUCUUCCUCCUGUAGAGAUGUGGUGAGAUGAUUUUAUUCAGUGAUUAUAGAUGCAGGAAGUAGGUAUAGGAGUAAUUAGCUAGUCAACAGUACCAUAAAUGUGUAGGUGUACAAGUCUAUGGGGCCGGAUGGCUGCAUCGCAGGGCUCUGAAGGAGUUGGCUGAGGUGGUUGCCGAGCUGCUCUCCAUCAUAUUUGAAAAGUCGUGGCUGUCAGGUGAGGUCCCAGAUGACUGGAGGAAGGGUCACGUCACUGCCAUUGACAAGAAAGGGAGCAAGGAGGACCUGGGAACUACAGGCCAGUGAGUCUCACCUCUGUGCCUGGGAAGAUCAUGGAACAGAUCCUCCUGGAUAAGGGAUGGACGUGUGAUCCGUGACAGCCAGCACGGCUUCACCAGGGGAAGGUUAUGCUUGGCAAAUCUGGUGGCCUUCUGUAAUGGAGUGAUGGCACUGGUGGAUGAGGGAAAGGUGACCGAUGUCAUGUACCUGGACUUGAGCAAGGCCUUUGACAUGGUUCCCACCACAUCUCCAAAUUGGAGGGAUGUGGAUUUGAUGGGUGGACCACUCGAUGGAUAAGAAAUUGGUUGAAAGGCUGCAGACAGAGGGUGGUCAUCAAUGGCUCUGUGUCCAGGUGGAGGCUGGUAACGAGUGGUGUCUCCAGGGGUCUGUCUUGGGACCGGUGCUCUUAACAACUUUAUCAGUGGCAUCGAUGGAAUCGAGUGCACCCUCAGCAAUUUGCUGAUGACACCAAGCUGAGUGGUGCGGUUGGCACGGUGGAAGGAAGGGAUGCCAUUCAGAGGGACCUCAAGAGGCUGGAAAGGUGGGCCUGGGGGAACCUGAUGAGGUUCAACACGGCAAAGUGCAGAGUUUUGCACUUGGGCCGGAGGAAUCCCAGGCAUCCAUACAGACUGGAAGGAGCGGUGCUUGAGAGCAGCCCUGCGGAGAAGGACCUGGGGGUCCUGAUGGAUGAAAGACUUAACAUGAGCCAGCAGUGUGCUCUUGGGGCUUGGAAGGCAAAUGGUAUCCUGGGCUCCAUCAGAAGAGGGGUGGCCAGCAGGGACAGGGAGGUGAUUGUCCCCCUCUACUCUGCUCUUGUGAGGCCCCAUCUGCAGUACUGCGUCCAGGUGUGGAGCCCCCAGUGCAGGAAAGACAGGGAGCUGUUGGAGAGGGUCCAGAGGAGAGCCACAAAGAUGAUGAGGGGACUGGAGCACCUCCCCUAUGAGGACAGGCUGAGGGAGCUGGGUUUGUUCAGCCUGGAGAAAAGAAGGCUGCGGGGUGACCUCAUUGCAGCCUUUCAGUACCUAAAGGGGAAUCAAAGGGUUGAUAACUGCAGGACAAGGGGAAAUGGUUUUAAGUUGAGGGAGGGGAGAUUUGGGUUGGAUGGCAGGGGGAAGUUCAUUCCUAUGAGAGUGGUGAGGUGCUGGAACAGCUGCCCAGAGAGGCUGUGGAUGCCCCAUCCCUGGAGGUGUUCAAGGCCAGAUUGGAUGAGGCCGUGGGCAGCCUGGUCUGGUAUUAAAUGUGGAGGUUGGUGUCCCUGCGUAUGGCAGGGGGUUGGAGAUUCAUGAUCCUUGAGGUCCCUUCCAACCCUGGCCAUUCUGUGAUUCUGUGAGGUGCUCCAAGCCUUUGCUGUGUCUUUCUUUUGUACCUUCUGUUUAGUUUAUUGGCGUAGAGGGAUUCUGCAUAGCACAGACCUGGGGUAUCCUGAGCUCAGAUGCAGGCAGACUGAAUCCUGUAUUGGAUAAUAGGAAGAAGUGGCAAAAUUCAGUAUCUUGUAUGGUGUUCUUGCAGUAAGUACCAUAAAAAGGGGCAGGUUGCUAUGGGUAAAAACUUGAAGUGCAUUUCUCCCCAGAAGGUUUUCUCUUGGAUUUCUUAUGUAUAACCUUGGAAUUCACACAACUCUGCAUCUUUCACAAAGAAAAAUAAAAAUGGUUUGUGUAACAUGCUUGCUGGUGUUUACAGCUGUAGAUAAAGCCUUGAUGUGGUUUUAGAAUAUAGAUGCCAGUUCAGAAGUCUGAGCCUCUGGAGGCUUGCUUUUUCCCCAUGUGAGCUGCUAAGUGAUCUUGCAAAGCUCUGCUAUUUUCUCUCGUGGGAAAUUAACUAUUUCGCUUCCUUUAACACAAGAGCAAGUCACAUGCUUUUUUUUGUGAGUUUGCAGUAUCUCAGUCAGCCUACGACUGUCCUAAAUAAAGCAAUUCCUAUCUUCUGUUACCUCGCAUACUGUAUUACUGGAUUGUAUCAGAAGUGCUUUUCAUCCAAAUUCAACCCAGGCUGGAUGUGGCUCUGGGCAGCCUGGUGUGGUGCUUGGUGACCCUGCACAUAGCAGGGGGGUUGAAACUACGUGAUCUUUGUGGUCCUUUGCAACCCAGGCCAUUCUAUGGUUCUAUCUUGUAACUUGCCUUUAUGCUUGGCAUGUCUUUGAUAAUACCCAAGAUGGAUAUUCUUUCCUUGCUGAAAUUCAGCUCAGGUGUCACUCUGAAAUUUGGAGCAGUCAGUGAACUCAGUGCAGCUCCCCAUUGCUAACCGACUCAGGAGCAGGAAGUGGACAGCUUUGCUGCUUGCUUGCUUUGCUGCCCAUCCCUGGAGGUGCCCAAAGCCAUGCUGAAUGAUGCCCUACGCAGCCUGAGGUGAUGGGAGGCAGCCAGCCCAUGGGCGGGCAUUGGGGCUGGGGGAGCUUUUAAGGUCCCUUCCAACCUCAGCCAUUCCAUGAUUCUGUGAAGUGGAGAAGUUUUUCUAGCCCAGCAGUCUGUAUGCUGUGUUCCAGGCUCUUCCCUGCUGAGAUGGUCUGGUCUUUUAGAAGGUGCAAGUGCAUCACCUCUCUGCCUGACCCAGCCUUUUACACUACAGUGCUCCUCUUGUUCCUGUGCUGUCUGAUUCAGUUGUUUGUCACCAUCUCCAUGGCAUUCAAGCGUCUGCUAGUGACAACCGCUUACUGAAUGAGAGCAUUCAACUCUGAACCUCAGCCUCUGCACUUAGAGGGAUGGCGGCCUGUGGUCCCUGGUCAGCGGAAAUGAAAGUUCCAAUCUGCUCUGCUGAAUGGUGGGUUGGCUUAUUCUUCAAAAGAAAGCAAAGAAGCAGCAGUUUGUGACUUCUGUUACGCUGUGGUGGAUGCUCUUCCCUGAGCAGAACGUAUGGAAAGUAGCGACAGAUGUCUUUGAUGAGAGAUUCUCUAUAUGAACGCUACGGGAUUGCUCUUCCACUCACCUUUGCCAUUUUCACUUAUUUUCCAGUAGAAAGAGGCUGCUUGCUCUUUCAAGUCUUCCAUCUGAGGUUAAUAUGAGGCAAAAACCACUUGGCAGACGAACAAUGAAGAGCAUAGGGAGAGAGAGCUGCCUUCCCUGAGAUGUGUGUGUUCUAAAAUGGGAAGGAGUCCAGCUUUCCUCGAACCUCAGUGACAUGAGAGGAGUGCAGGGCAGGAUGCCCUCACAGAACUGUGCCGGUAGAACUCCACCCUGCAGGAAGCCCUGUUAUUCUUACACCAGAAUCCCUUUCCCCUCUGAAUUUCCCUGGUUCAGUACUGUGCUUUUGGAAACAAGUCUAUUUCCCUGUUGGUUUCUGGGGACAGAAGAAAAAGGAAGAUGUGUUCUUUCCAGCUCUCUAAGAGCAAACCUUUCAGAAUACCUCAGGGGCCACCGUCAGCUUUAACUCAGUAGGAAAGUGGGACAUCCACAAAUGCAGAGCUGCCCUGGAUGCUUCCAGAUUGUCUCUAGCUUAGAGGAGGCUGAGAGAAAGCUCUUAGCUGGAUGCAUGUAGUUGAUCAGUUGUUUAACCUUCUUUUUUAUAGGACUCCAGCUCUCUGCUGGUAGAGAAGGGGAUUUAUCAAUUCUUUGAGGCCUUGCUCUCACUUUGGAUGAAGGUGGAGGAAUUAACGCAGGCCGUUUUUGGGGUGGGAACCAUACAGGGUGCUGCAGAAAGGGCUCAUUCUCCUGUCAAGGCUGAGAAGGUGUUGAGAGUGUGUUUUGAGUGCCUCACAGAAACCUGCUGCUCCUAUUUACAGUGAAUUGGGAGUGUGUGGCAUGUGAGCUCUGCGCAAGCGCAGGAAGUGCCAGCUAUGUUUAAUUAGUGGCAGUGAAGGAGGUGUGUGAGCUGGUUGAGGGAAAGGUGGGUGGGAAGCCUGAAGAUCCUCUGCGAGGUGGGCAGCAGGUAUUUGGAGAAAGGAGAGAUGUGUGGGCACACUCCUGCAGUUCUGUAACCAAGUUGCAGGUUUGCUGGACGUGCAUUUGUGCCGGCCCUGAGUGGCUGGACUUGCGCUGAAGGAAACAACAACACAAACCCUGCUCCUCACAGUGUGAGAAACAUUCGUGUCCCUGCUAUCCUGAUUCCUCAUCUCUUUGCUGCUUGGAAUGUCGUGAAAGCCCCCUGUUAGGAGCUCUGAGGUUGGUGAUAUCUUUAUUCUUUGGGACACACCGUGUGUGUUUUGUGGUGGACUGCUCUGACCGGGACCCACGAAGGUGGUAUUACCUUCAGCAUUAGAGUUUUUCCUUCUAGUGGAAGCAGUAAAGAGCAGCAAAUUGAGCGUGCUGCUGUAUGCCAUACAUCUGAACCAGAGCUUGUCUGGCUCUUUAUUCUCCUGUACCCUUGUGGGCCUGUGGGUUUGCAAAUGGAGGAGCUUGGGGUGGUUGGGUGACAUUAAAUGCAAGUCUCAGACAGCAGACAUUUGUGGAGACGGAGAUUAAUGAACAAAGUGUUCAGCAUGGAGGGCAAGAAGAGGAAAUGAGGCUUUGUGGGACUCGAACUUCUGGCAUGACGCUUAAUGAAAGCCGGAUAAGAAGUUGUUCUGUAUUUUGAGGCUGUGCUGCAGAACCACGGAGGUGAAAUAACAGAUCUGUUCUGAGGCUGCUAUUAAUGACCGGUCUCUCAGAAAUAUUUCUUGUGUCAAGAGGGUAGAAGGAAAUUCACUAUAUCCUCUGAAAUGAGAGCGUGCGCGUUCAUGUAGAGUAAGUUGUAUGACAUCUCCUGGGUGCGUGGAUGCUUCUGUUAGCUGCCCAGACUGAGGCAGGUUGCCUGGGUGAGCAGGGAGAAGACGGAGUUGCUUAAGGGAAUGUGGAAGUUUGCAGCACUGCAUGUCUUGUUCUCUGAGCUCAUUAUCCUCUAAGACACUAAUGAUGUGCAGUGGACAAGCUAAUGGCCUGUAUGUCCCAAGAUGCCAUAAUAUUUAUCCACUGGAAACUUUUGCUUUUCCAGUUGCUUCUCUAGUUAACUCUUAAUUUGUUAUAGACAGAAGAUGACUUGACAUCAGUGUAAUGGAUGGGAUUUUAAUUGAACAGAAGAUGGCAAAAUACAGAAGGCUCUUGUCUUGCUUCCCACCUGUGUGUGCAGGAAAUGAGACCUCACCUGUGUGACCUCAGCAGUAGGUGGGAAGGCAUGCUUGUUGGAACUUAACAGAGUUAAGCAGAACGGGGAGAAAUGGUACUUGUUGCUUUUGCACACAGAUUGAUUGCAUUUCAUGUCGCUGUUCUGUAUGUCGCGGUCGUGAAACGAAUUUCUUUGAGUGCAAAUGCAGAAAAGGGUAUGGCUAAAGGAAUCAGGAACCUUUUCACUUCAAAUUACUUGAUUUAUGACAUGAAAACUGCCAUGUUCACAUGGAUUUGCUUUGCAAACCGUCCGACUGGAAGCUACCUGGUGUGAUGCCAGAACACUCCCUUUGGCAAGCAUGAGAAAAUACAGCUCUUCAGCCUCUGCUCUGAACCACGAGGGCUAAACACUCCUGAGGAAAGAGCGAGUUGAACUUUCAACAGGCUUCGUUUGGCUAACAUGCUUGAUUUCCUUCCUCAAAUAUUAAACCUUUUGGGUGGGGCGUGUGAGUGAACCCCCUGAUCCUUUUCCUGGUGUGGACUGCUUGGUCGUGCCUGUGUGCUCAUGCUCGCAGCUUUUGCUUUGACAGGAGGAGCUGCAGAUUGGUCUCCUGCUGCUGGAAGUGCCAGACCCCAAACUGGGCAGUGCCGGAGGGCAGCAUGCUGGAACUCUUGCUCAUCACAGCCCAGAGAACCAGGAGAUCCUGCGUUCCAACAGCGUGCCUGCUGGCUUCCUUGUGCUUUAGGUGAAGGUCGUGAUGGUUGCUUAGCUGCCUUGUGCCCACCCAAUUACCUCUCUACAGGAGUUUCCCUGAAGUGGCUGCUUGGUAAUGAAGUUUUUGUUUAAAUUCUUAGGCUUUUGGAGAAGGUAAAAAUGGCAGGUGCCAAAUAAUCGAGGAGGAUAAGAGGAAGGUCUUUGACUCAGUGACCCUCCCUUUCUGGAGGGAGCAGGAGUGGAAGAAAAGUGUUAUCUUUAGCUCUUCUUCAAAUAUGCAUGAUGUUCCUGCUGCAGAGAAGCAAGGCUACUAACACUUCAUCUGAUAUUUCUGCUACUGGGAGAAGAGAUGAGGUUGGAAGCAGUUGUGGCUGUUAGGUUCCUAUGGGAACAGAUAGGAUAUGCAAGGGCUUGAGUUCUCAAAUCUAAGGGGAUUUGUCAAGAAAGGUGGGGAAAAGAUUGCAUCUUUGAUUGGAAUGGGAAACAAGUAUAAUGCAUCCUCCUCGCCCUAACCGUAGUAUUUCUCAGCUGAACAGAUAGGAUUUCGUGCAGUGUCCCCCAGGCUGCCUCGCUGCUCGUGGCCGCAGAGUUGAUGACAAGGUGGACAACGAGAUGCACGAGCCUGCUGUCCUAGGUCAGCAGCUCAGUGCCCUUAGCAAGUGGGGGGCAGCAGGAAGGCUGCGCGUUUCUGCUGGGUGAGAGCUCAGGCACCCCACGUAGGAGUGGUGCUUGGGAAGCAAGGUUAGCAACCUGAUCUGAACGAAUGUUCCAGAUGAAAUACUUCUGAUUCAAUUUCUACCUCCCACUUAAAGCAGAGCUCACGUUCAGGGCAGAGAUGGCUGUUUGGUGUCCACUGUACUGAGCUGCUGCCUACUGUUCAAAAUGCAGGACUUUGCCAUGCUCCUGUCCCUGCUCAUGCUAUUUUUCAGCUCAGUUCAGUGCAAGACGUGCACCUGCCUAGGGAUAGUGCCUUCCUGGCUCCUGCUCAGCACCAGUGGCUCUUUUAGAGAGAGAAUUUGGUGGCUUUUGCAGUUUGUCAAGGCUCAGGGAAAGAAGGUGUUUGGAUAUUAAAAUGGAUCCUUUCAUGUGAGUAAAACCCAUCAUUUUGCACUUAUAAAGUCCACUUUGAUGUUGCUUUCACACAUGCAUAAUUUUUGAGCUGCACAUCCUGUUUCUUUGACCUGUAGCAAAGUCAACACGAUUUGGCCCAUGAGCAAAGGCAGUGGCGUGGCUCACACCUGACUCUGAGCUGCAGGGGAGUGCAGGGGUGUUCGCUCCUCUGUGCUCAGUGGGAACGCUGUCAUUUCCUUGUAGUCCUUAUGCUUUAUGUUUUACCCGCACCAUAAAAUGCAAUUUGAGUUAUGUGUACAGAAAAGCUUUUGAGUGGUUUGUUUAAAGGAUAGCUCUGCCUUCUCUGCAGCCUUAUGCUAAGGGCACCUACUGAAGACUUGGAGCAAUUUAAAGAAUGUGACUUCAGCUUCUGGGUGGAGGGAGGAAAAACUCACCCUAAAAAUACUGUUCUUAACUUUGCAACAAUCAGCAGCAAAUCUCGUCAGAUUACCCUGAAGCUGGCAUGUCCUGAAGCUGUAGGCACUUGAAGGAAAACUGGAGGUGGCUGUGUGCUUGUGGCACCUGCUCUGGUGUCUGGCAGGGAUGGAUGGCACAGGGGUCACCGCAGCCCUGCUGGCAGUGUGAGCAGAACUUGAUGCCUGGGUGCUGUGUUAAGGUGGCUGGCUGUGCUGACUCAGUCAUUGACUUCUUUCCUUCUCUCCUCCUGUCUGACGUUUUAUUUCUGGAUUCUUUGACUUCUGCCCUGAGAACAUUACUGUUUUCUAACUCUAUCCAACCAACGGUAUUGGAAGGUUUAUCCUAUAACCUAACAUGCCUUAGAAACCAAAUCUCCUGCUUCUUUCCUACAUGGAAAUGCAUACACUUCCUAUUUUCUUCUGUUGGUUCUCUCCCUGGGUAAUUAGGGGAAAGAAUGGGAGUAUUAGGGGUGAGGAAGGAGAGGGGAGAAGACAUGUGCAGCUGCCCGUGUUGCAAACGGAUGUGCGGGUGUGCGAAGGUGCUGGGGUCAUUCUGGUGCCCUUUAUGUACUUCUUUCCUUCUCCAGAUCAACUUCACUUUGGUGGCUGGAACAUCCUUACAGUUUCAGUGGUGCCGGGAGAGAUCACUGAGCUGUCAGUGAAUUAUUUAUGGUAUCAUAAAGCCACCACUUAUGGCAUCGUAAAGCCAUCAUAUAGACCACCCUUCAGAAAGGGUGGUCAGGCACUGGAAUGGACUGCCCAGGGAGGUGGUGGAGUCACCGAGCCUGGGGGUGUUCAAGGAAAGACUGGAUGUUGUGCUGAGGGACAUGGUUUAGUGGGAGCUAUUGGGAAUAGGUGAACGGUUGGACUGGAUGAUCUUUUAGGUCUUUUCCAACCUUAGUGAUUCUAUGAUCAUUCUACCAGUAGUUUUGUUCCAGAGCGAUCAUUCUGGCCUACUGGUGUGACUCUUUCAACUGACUGUUUUGAAUGUUGUGCAUCCUGAGAUGUACAAAAUAACUGGGUGUUCGUAUGAAUAGUGAUGCUAACAUGUACAAAUGAGUUGUUGAUUCUCUUGCUUCCAACCAUAAACUGAUCACUAACUGGUUCUGAUGAUGAUUUCCCCAUGCAGUGAAGUUACUACAAUAUUUUGCAGUGUUACUACAAUUGUCAAAGAAGGAAAGGAGUGUGGAAAACUGAGCUGCCUGAUAGCUCCCUGCAGCUAAACAGAGGGAAGAGACCGAAGAGAAGCAAGCAUGUUCUCCUGAGGUCACCACAGCUUGGCAGCCCGAUGCCAGAAGCCCGGGUAUUGGACUGGAGGAAGGAACAUGAAGAGCUGUGAGAAGAUACCCGGCGUCCAGCUGCAGUUGUCCUGUGAUCUGUUGGUCUGAAGUUUGGAGAUUAACUGUGUUGCUACUGACGUGAUGAGGAAGAACCUUGGUGAUACUGGGGCCGUAGGGUGAGGUUGUUCUCGCCUCGUUCUCCCUCAGGGGAGCCUGGGGGCUGUGGUCACAGGAACGGCUCUGAACCAGCACCAGAACUGGAGGGUGUAAAUUGCCAGGCUGUGAGGUUGAAGAUGGUGCAGGACUGCUGAGAGCAAUUUCUACCUGAGCGAGAUGUGUCUGGAGUGAGAGCCUAAAAGGAAUGAUGUGAGCAAGGAACAUGUGCAGCUGGGAAGCAUCUUGAUGCUUCUGCUGCCCGAGGAAGGGAGCUCUGAAGAAACAUUGGGGAGGAAAAAGCACCUGCGUUGGGCCAGAUAGCUGCUCUGCUCUUGUUCUCAAAAUGCUGUGACCAACACCGCUGCAUUUCCAAGGAUGCAGUCAUGGCAGCAUUUAUGAUGUAAACUGGUGGGCUGUGCAGGUAAGUGCUUGUCCUGUGGAUGGAUCUGAGAGACCAUCUUAUAUAUUUUGAGUGUUUGUGUCCUGGUCUAACCUAAUCACGUUAGUUCUGUACCCGUGUCAUUGUCACUGUAGUGUGGUGGCCCUCUGGUGAGGGAGCUGUGUCUGAAGUGUGCCAAGCCCCAGGAGGAUCUCCGAACCUUUCCUUUCUCAGACCUUGUGGCUUUGUCUCCUGGCUCUAGCAUUGCUUCUCACUUUAUUUCCUUCUCCUUGGAAAAUAGAGCACAAAGGAGAAUCGAAAUCUGCUGCUGCUUGAUAGCGCUCAUCCUCUUCUGGUGUACCGUGUAGUUUGUCUUCCUGUUCCAACUUCUUCUACCUCUUGUGUGCCUUGUUGUAAGAUGCUCUGAGAUCUUCCCAUCCAGGGAAGGCACUUGUCAAAGGUGCAGAUGUUUUUCUUUCAGCUGUCCACAGCUUAUUCCUGCUGUUCUUUGCUAAUGGUUGUUAGGGGUAAGUUGCACAGGGGAGUUGUAUGGCAACAGAUCUUGUUCAUGCUGUAUGCUGGGUCCUUCAGGAGGUGCUGGAGAAGAGAUGUGCUCCCGUGUGUGCAGACAGCCAACACCUGGCCAAUUUUGAAACACUUUGCAAGGAUGAAACCACAUUGUCCACUUCAAUCAGCAAGCAAGGAACAAUUCCCAGAUUGUGAGAAUCCAAGCUCAGGAACUGGAAGAGCUCCCUUGAGGCCUUUGAAAAGGGCUGGCCAAGGACCAGUAAAAUUUGUUCCAAGUUCUGAUUGAUGAUUUCCAUCAAGUACAGUAAGUGCUUAUGGAAAGGCGUGCUCAAUGGGAACAAGAGGUUUCUGCAAGCUGCAGGGGUGAUGACACAAGCCUGUGUUGCUUAUGGGGUGUGCUUGUUUGAGCUUCAGGUUGGGGAGAGCUGCUGGGGCUGGAGGUGCUGCUUUUCCAGGGGAAGGGUUUGCAUUUUAUGAAGCAGCACUCACUGAAGGAUCAGGAGCUGUGUGGUUCAUCGUGCUGAGUGUCACUUUUGGUCACCUGAAGUUGACAGAAAUUGUUAUUGUACAAUAAAAAAUAUGUUUUGGCACCUGCAAGAAAUACAGAGAGCUUCAAGAGCUCCAAUAAGCAGGAGAAGGUGAAGAAGCGCUGGCAUGCUUACAAGGGACAGAACGUGGUUCUGCUGAUGUGAGGAGACAGGGAAAGUUGUAUGGCAAUGUGGGAAGCGCUCACAACUGCAAUCCUGAGCGGUGGCAUUCCAGGUCAUGUGCCCAGUGGCAUCACAUCCUGUGCUUUGCAGGACUGGCAAGUGACCCAGGGGAGGCUGAGCAGCACCAGGACGGGUGGUGGAGGUGGGGAUGCAGCACUGUGCAUCCAGAGGGCUCACAGGAAGCCGGUGUUGGGCUGUGCCCUGGGUGGCUGUGCGAGCCUGGAGCCGGCCCUGCUGCUGGGGUCAGUGCGGGUGGGCUGCUGUGGUACAGGACCUGCACACAGCCCUUUUCCUUUGGCUGCGUUCAGCUUGUUCUUGUGUACCUUCGUCUGAGGCGAAUGUCAGAUGUGAUGGGAUGUUGGAUUAGGCUAAAUCUCUGAGAUUUAGCUGGAAUGUUGUCUCGCUGUAGCGUUUUUCUCCCUUGCUCUUUUCUCUAAGGCUUCCCCUACAGACAGCUAAUUCUCCCCUUCCCCCACAUCCUGUCGGACCCCAGAGCAUGUCACAAGGAAUUAGCGGCUGAAAAGGCCAGCGGAGGCUGCUCCUCUGGAACAGGCUCUCCUUUCUGAGCCCAGGCCGGCCCCUCUGUGUGCCCGCUUUGUGUCCCGGCCAGCUCCCCUCCCCCCUGGCUAUUCAAUGCAUGCCAGAGCUGAGGCUGAGCCCCGGCACCUUCCCAGCGCUGCUGCCCUGUGCCAUCUUUCGGGGCCCAGGGGCUUCCCGCAGAGCCAGAGAUGUGCCACAGGAGGAGAUGAACCUUCCUUCCCGUCUCCGUGCCGCUGGCAGCGUCGCCCGCUUUCACUCCAGCUCCUUCCCACAAUUCACAUACAAUCUCCUUAGAAUAGAGAUGAUGUCACUUCCUUCUAGAGGGUGCCGGGGUGUGGAAUGGGGAGUCACGACCCCCCUGGGCUUGGUGGCUCUGGCAGGAUAAAUGAGGUGGCUGCCCAGGAGGGAGGGAGGAGUUGCUGUGAGAACGAUGCCCAGCACUGUGUGCAGGCAGGCGCUGUGCUGUGCUCCCCUUUGCUGGCUGGGAUUUUCAGUGACUGCAAGAAGAAUUUGCUGCUCCCUCCCUCACUCAUGAUGCCCGCCUCUGUGGAUCUGCACUUUUCCUGCGACAUCCUUACGGGAGAGAAGAAUACCAAACGGCUAGACCGCAGGCCAUGGCCAGUGUGAGCACAAAGGAGAUGUGGAGCUGGCAGGAUUCUUCUGCGCAACUUGUGGCUAAGUGAGAGAUCACCUGGGAGUUUGCUCCCUCAGCUGAGGUGAGCAUCGUGCCUGCUGACCUUUCUCAGACCCGCUAGCCAUGCCAGGGAUUGUCGUGUUCCGCCGUCGCUGGUCUGUGGGCAGCGAUGACCUCGUUUUGCCAGCAGUCUUCCUCUUCCUCCUGCAUACCACCUGGUUUGUGAUCCUCUCCGUGGUGCUCUUUGGGCUGGUGUACAACCCCAAUGAGACCUGCUCGCUGAACCUGGUGGACCAUGGCAGAGGCUACCUAGGCAUCCUGCUCAGCUGUAUGAUCGCAGAGAUGGCAAUCAUCUGGCUCAGCAUGCGAGGCAGCAUCCUGUACACUGAGCCCCGAGACUCCAUGCAGUAUGUGCUCUAUGUCAGACUGGCUAUCUUGGUGAUUGAGUUUGUGUAUGCUAUUGUGGGCAUCAUUUGGCUAACGCAGUACUACACUUCCUGCAAUGAUAUCACCGCAAAGAGUGUCACUUUGGGAAUGGUGGUGUGCAACUGGGUUGUCAUCCUGAGUGUCUGCAUCACCGUCCUGUGCGUCUUCGACCCGACAGGCCGGACCUUUGUCAAACUGCGGGCCACCAAGCGGAGGCAGCGCAACCUGCGGACAUACAACCUGCGACACCGCCUGGAGGAAGGGCAGGCCAGCAGCUGGACACGCCGCCUCAAGGUUUUUCUUUGCUGCACACGGACAAAGGACUCUCAGUCGGAUGCCUACUCUGAAAUCGCCUACCUUUUCGCCGAGUUCUUCCGAGACCUUGACAUCGUCCCAUCUGACAUCAUUGCAGGCCUGGUUCUUCUGCGCCAACGGCAGCGGGCAAAGCGCAACGCCGUGCUGGAUGAGGCAAACAAUGACAUUUUAGCUUUUCUGUCUGGGAUGCCAGUGACCAGGAACACAAAGUAUCUGGAUCUGAAAAAUGCGCAAGAGAUGCAGCGAUACAAAGAGGUGUGUUACUACAUGCUGUUUGCCCUGGCUGCCUAUGGCUGGCCCAUAUACCUGAUGAGGAAGCCCACAUGUGGACUCUGUCACCUGGCCAGAUCCUGCUCGUGUUGCUGUCUCUGUCCCUCACGUCCCCGCUAUGCACCCAGUGUCACCAUUGAAGAGGAUAAUUGCUGUGGCUGCAAUGCCAUUGCCAUCCGGCGCCACUUCUUGGAUGAGAACAUGACCUCGGUGGACAUUGUUUACACUUCUUGCCACGAUGCGGUUUAUGAAACUCCUUUUUACGUGGCUGUGGACCAUGAGAAGAAGAAGGUGGUCAUUAGUAUCCGAGGAACUCUGUCUCCAAAAGAUGCCCUGACUGACUUGACUGGGGACGCAGAGCGCCUUCCAGUUGAGGGUCACCAUGGAACCUGGCUGGGACAUAAGGGAAUGGUGCUGUCUGCUGAGUACAUCAAGAAGAAACUGGAGCAAGAGAUGGUGCUUUCUCAAGCCUUCGGACGAGAUUUGGGGAGAGGAACAAAACACUAUGGCCUGAUUGUGGUUGGCCAUUCCCUAGGGGCUGGCACAGCUGCCAUCCUGUCCUUCCUCUUGCGUCCACAGUACCCAUCACUGAAGUGCUUUGCUUAUUCUCCCCCUGGUGGGCUGCUGAGUGAGGAUGCCAUGGAAUAUUCAAAAGAGUUUGUGACUGCAGUCGUGCUUGGCAAAGAUCUAGUGCCCAGAAUUGGUCUCUCUCAGCUGGAGGGAUUUCGCAGGCAGCUUCUGGAUGUUCUUCAGAGAAGUAACAAACCAAAGUGGCGGAUCAUUGUGGGUGCUACCAAGUGCAUACCCAAGUCAGAGCUUCCUGAAGAGACUGAGGAGAACUCGGUAACGAGCAACCGCCUCUGGACCCACCCCAGUGAUCUGACCAUCGCCCUGUCUGCCAGCACGCCGCUCUACCCACCUGGCCGCAUCAUCCAUGUGGUGCACAAUCAUCCCGCAGAGCAGUGCUGUUGCUGUGAGCAAGAGGAUCCCACUUACUUUGCUAUCUGGGGUGACAAUAAGGCAUUUAAUGAAGUGAUCAUCUCACCAGCAAUGUUGCACGAACACCUCCCAUAUGUGGUCAUGGAAGGGCUCAACAAGGUCUUAGAGAAUUACAACAAGGGGAAAACAGCCUUACUUUCUGCAGCGAAAGUGAUGGUGAGCCCUACAGAAGUGGAUCUCACUCCAGAGUUGAUCUUCCAGAGCCAGCCCUUGCCUAGUGGACCCUCUGUGCAGAUUGGAACUGGAGCCCUAACAGCGGACAGAAGGAACAGCAGUACAAAGAGCAAGUCCCAUUCUGAAAUCAGCUUGGAGGGGUUUUAUGAGACAAAGCCACUUUCUCCUGUGCAGAAAGACCCUGUGGAGCUUCUUCUCCUGGACACAAAGGAACGUCUGUCUGUGGAGCUGCAGGACCGCCGUGCCCCUCUGGCGACCAUGGAGAGCCUCUCUGACAACGAAUCCAUCUACAGCUUCGAUUCGAGGCGCUCCUCUGGUUUUCGGAGCAUCCGAGGCUCCCCCAGCCUCCACGCUGUCAUGGAGAAGGAUGAGAUGCACUGCUUUUAUAUAGACCCCGCUAUCCCUGAGGAGAACCCCUCCCUCAGCUCUCGGACAGAGCUGCUGGCUGCUGAUAGCCUCUCCAAGCACUCCCAGGAGACUCAGGCUCCCGACAACGCACUCAACAGCGGUGGCACCACCCCUCAGCGGCGCUGCAGUGAGGAAGGGGCCAGCAGCGAGGGGGACCGCGUUUCCUUAGCCCCUCGUGAGGAGCUGGCCCUCCAGAAUGGACGGCUCACCGAUGUCCCCAGUCCGCAGGUGCUGGAAUUUGCUGAGUUCAUAGACAGCCUCUUUAAUUUGGAUAGCAAAAGCAGCUCUUUCCAGGACAUCUACUGCAUGAUGGUAUCAGAUAGCUCCAGUGACUUUGUGGAGAUGCCCAAGUCUGUUAGUGAUCAGGAGAUCCUGUUGAGAGCACAGUAUGAACCCAACUUAGUCCCAAAGCCCCCGAGGUUGUUUGCAGGCUCAACAGAUCCUUCGUCGGGCAUCUCUGUCUCACCUUCCUUCCCCCUUAGUUCAUCUGGAGAGCUCAUGGACAUCACUCCCACAGGCGUGAGCAGCCAGGAGUGCUUGGCCACUGACAAAAUCCGGACUUCCACCCCCACUGGGCACGUAACCAGCCCUGCCAAGCAGGAGGACCUCAUGAUUUCGGCCCUCUAGUGCAGGGUAAAGGGGUGCGGCUCUGAGAGCUGAUCCCAUAGGCUGAGUGCUGGGAUAAUACUCGGAGAGGAGGUGGUCGUCAGGCAGUUGGAAUUGGUGGAGACAGCUGGAAACAUUCCUUCUGGGGUGACACGGUGGUGGCACGCCGUCUGGAGGAUGGAUUGUGCUCGAGUACCAUGCUUAUUGCUGGGAGAAGCAUUGCCUCACAAGGCCUGCUACACUGAGAGGGUCUGAGUCACUAAAGGUAGAUGCAAGUUCCCUACCUCAGCCUGUCUCAUUCCAUGUAAGAGGCAGAUUCCUUGCCCCAGGGCACCUGCUGAGUUUGGGAGUGAGAUACCCUGCUCCAGGGAAUUCUCAAGGGCAAAGGGGUAGAAGUUUGAGAGUUGGAUAGACAGAAGCAAGGGGGGCAGGACAGAUUCCCGCCUCUCCCCUCCCUUGGUAACAUUUCAGUGGUUUUGGAAAUGAACGGAUUGAGACUUUGGGCCCUGUUGCACUACCAUGUCAGAUCUGGCCCAAGAUCCAAUUCGUCACACUUCCAUGGGGAUUGCCUUCCUGGGACACUCUCCUCUUUUAAAGCCAUUGGGGCUGUAUUCUCCCCAAAUGCAGUCUCCCCUUCCCUGGCCAGGUGCAGCAAGAAUUGGGCUGGCACUGUGUUAUCUCUCCCCUGAGUACUUCUGUGUUCAAUGACUGCCAGGCUGCUCCUGAGAGGAACGGAAACUGCUCUGAAAAGCCCAAAGCCCUCUGCCAUGUCUCUCCUUCACCAGAAAAGGUUCUCCUGGACAUCACCGUCAUCACUCGGUGGCCUGGACUGCUCUGAGCUGGCGAUGCUUCUGCAGGACUGACAGCAUUCUCAUCUCAGAGCUGCACGGAUGGAUCGACUUAAAGAUUCAAAUGGCUCAUCGACACCCAGCGUUGCUUCCUAGGCACUCUAGGAUCCCCUCCUGGACCCUGCCAGGUCCUCAUGCUACCCAUAUGCAGUCAUCACAGAUCAGUGCCAGCCGCUGUCAUUGGGAGUUCAGGGAAAAGAUGAACUUUUACUAAGUAUUGGAACCUCUUGUAUGUUUACAAAGCUGCUGAGCUUUUGGAAGGUAUUUAUUAAGCAAACAGGGAGGCUCUCUCUAGGCAAAAAGUAUAUUCGUUCUCUCCUCCCUGCGCCAUUCCCUCUGGAGGCUGAGGGGAGAGAGGGUAAACAGGUAUGCUCACAAAUCUCCUGCUUUAGAAGCAGGGUGGGGUGAUGGGGGGCGUUUGGCUCUGAGUCUGGGGGGAGCUGAGUCUCUCGCCCGUUCUCCCUGAUGCACAAUGUGUGACAAAGCUCAACCAAGUCAUUAGUGGGAGUACCUAGCGCUGCUGUGCAGAGCUUCCAUGCCCAGAGGAGCCUGCUGGAGCUACCCAAGUAGGGUAUCUCCAUGGUUUGAAGCAGGAAAGAAAUUACCAAUCUAGAAAGUUGAACAUACUGUGACCUUGUGCAAUCCUUGUGCAACUGAAGAACGUUUUCAGCGGAGUUACCAAUGCAGUCUCAUUGGAGCUGUGUCCUCCCUCACUGGAAAAGAAAUUCCUCUUUUAACUUCCUUCUAACACUAGGGAUGUGACUCCCUCCUCCUUAGCUGUGGUAUUACCAAUGUAGGAAGAUGCUGCGCUUCCCAGGAGCUUGGUUUGCAACAGUUCCUGGGCUCCUGUGUUCCCUUAGGCUCUGGCUGUGCUCACCAGCAGCCCUGGUCAUGGCUCAGGACUGUGCUGCCCUGGAUGCAGCACAGGGAGCACAGCGGUGUCAAAUACUGUCACAUCAGAGCAGGAGCACUUUAUAGCUGCUGUGUGUUGAUGUCAGUAACUUCAGGUGCACAGAAAUGAACUGGACUUUGUCCAAGUGCUGCUCUCCUGCUCCAUUUCGUGUAGGAUUCUGUAUCCCCCUGCUCUUUAAAAAUUACAGGGCCCUUAGAAAUGCAGGGCUUUUGUUCAAACGGGCAGUAAAAUGUUGUCCCUGUGCGUUAGAUCCCAGAGGGGACCUUUUCUAUACAGUCUUGAUUUGGUGGGAAGAACCCCCUCUGAAUUAGCUGUAAUCUGUAAAAGAUAAAAAAAAACACUUUGUUCCGAGCAACAAGUUGUUUGUUUUGCUAGUCCUUCAGAACACAGAAGUGUUCCCCUUGCUGGGAGGUGAUGGCUCAGGAGCUCAUACAGACAGCUGUGUAAGUGCCAUCAGAUCAUCCACCAUUGCAGACCACAGGGGAAGGCUGACUUGUGCAGGUAGUCAAGAAGCACUGCAAGGGUGAUGUCCAGAAAUGGGCACAUGGGUAGCUGUGAGGGGAAAGGGAGCUGAAGCACAGGGAGCCUGAGGCUAGCAGGCUAGCUCACCUCCUGGUGCAGACUGCUGCCAUGCACAUACAGUGGGGAAAGGACUUUGCUUCUGCCUUUAGUUGUUGGCAGAAAGUGGGUAGUAAAAACACUUAGCACUUCGGCAGAGCUUUAUAUCUGCAAAGCACUUUACAAACAUGAAGAAAAGAAUCACCUCUGUCCCUGGCAGCGAGCUAUUAGGAGAUGUCUCUUUGAGACUGGGUGGAACUACUGGUGCCCUAUCUGAGGGAUGGUGAGGAGAUGAUGCAAGCUGAGAAAGGUGGAUAACUUCCCUCUUAAGAACAAGUUGUUUCACUAGUGACCCGAUGCUGAACGGCUCACAGUAUUGCACUAGAAAGUCACUUCUGACCUGGAUACCUCCCAUAUGUCCUGGAAAACAAUCAUGGUGUGACUGUUUCGUUCUCUGUGCCAUUGGAACUGUGUCCUUAGGGAAUGGGAUGACCUUGCCCUGACCAGCUGUAGCAGGAGACAGCCUGGCAUGCUGCAUUUUUUUUUUUUUGCUCUGUGCUCUGUGAUUAUUGGGCUUCUCUGAAAAGCCUGGAAAUGCCUCAUAUUUGUGACCUGGCCUUGCCAUAGACCAAGUCAAGGAGCAAAAGAGCCCUUCUGGUUAACGUUCUGACUGUAUUGCAUUAUGGGUGAUUCCUGUUUUUCCAUUGCUCUGUUGACAAACAGAUCUGUUCCCAGUCCUCACGAAAAGUCCUCACUGAGUAAAUCCACAUUCUUUGCAUUAUUCCUGCUUUCAGUGUCUGAGUGUCUUCAUUCUUAUCACUGCCGUGCUGCAGGAGCCUCUGGACAGGCUGGUCUCCUGUUCUGUCCUGGCAAAGUUGCAGACACAUCCUAAAUCUGUAGCUACAUCACUCAUUUGUACUGCAUACUAUUCUUGCUUUCUCUGCCCUCGCUCUGCUCUGACACACAGCUGUCUUUGGAAACUUGAAGCUGCUUCUGAUUUCUUAAUCUCUCAGCUUCUGGGUCCUGCCCUUAAGCUUUGUGCCUUCCACUGAUGUUUCAGUGGGAUGUCCCACUGCGUGUGGAGGCAGUGCUGGGAGAGCGGUUCAUGGUGCAAUAGCACAUCCUCAAAUCUUCUGUCAGAUUUGCUGGUGCAGGUGUGAAGCUAAGACCACUAAUGUCCAGCCCUGGAACAUCCCCUGCCCCUGUCCUGAAGGUGUUCACAGGAUGCAAGGUAUUUGUCAUCUGUUUUUGCAGCCACAGGCUGCCCUCCAACCCUUGGAAGUGAGUUGAAGGAGGCCUCUUUGAUAAUAUUACAGCGAGUUUUGAUAAUCGAGCCCUUUGCACGUAGUGCUGGCUGAAUUAGGAGGCUCUUCUGCAUGAAUAGCAAUUGCUCUUAUUGUUUUAAUCACAGCAGUACCAACAAAGCAGGGUCCUGCUGUGCGAGUAUGCAGAAGUACUGAACAGAAAGGCAGCUCUUCCCCAGAGCCUCACAUUAUGCCCUGUCCUCCACAGAGCUUCACGUGCGUUUUCUGUAGAGCUGAUAUUUCCUCAUCUCUGUGCUCCCUAUUCCUGUUGCCAGGAGCUACCUCAUUUCUUGGUUACCAUCUCAGGAUGAUGGGGUGUCUUUGUGUGCAUCCUGGGUAGCAUUACCUAAAAAGCUGUCCCUGCAGAUCUUGAGGUGACCCAAAACACGGGUGAAUGGGAUUCCUGAUGCUGUGCAUCGUCCCUGGAUUCCUGUCUUGCUGCACUUCUGUGGCAGAUAAAGCUAUCGAGAAAGGUCAAAGUACUUUUGACACCAGGAGGCUCGGCAGAUGCAUCUCGGCAUCUGUGGCUUUUGCUUACCUGGUUUUUGAUCAAUAUUUUCAGUGUUCGUUCAUAAUUUCUGCAACCUUAAGAACUGUUCAAACCACACAGGAGUUUUCUGAGAUGUUUUGCUUGCUACAGAGGACUGAGGUGGCAAAGCUGGUAGUGAGCAUAGACAUAUAAAUCCAGUGAUCCCUGCUUAUUUGCUUUUAGGAUGUUGUUAGCUGAAGAUCCCAAGCAGGAGCAGGACUGAACUGCUGCUGUCAGUGGACAAGGGCACCUGGAGGGGAAGAGCACCGAGGGUAUGUGUUCCUUGGGACUGUGUGCUCCUUGGAGAUUCUCCUGCUAUGGCAAUCUCUCUUGGCACAUGGUCUCCAGCAGAGGAAACAGAACACAGCUGUUCUGCGUGAAGCCCACAGAACUGGGUGAACAUGGUACUGCUUGGGUUAUUUGACUUUACCAGGUGUCUUUUUGAUUUGUCGCUGCUCCAGGUUCAGUGAUCCCAGCCUCAACGUGCUCUAAAGCUUCUUGUUUUUGAUUAAUACUGCUUCCCUCUUUUAGUCCCUGCUGCAGCCUGUUUUCAGGCUGGCUGAUGAGAUCUGUGCUGUUGAUUUGUAAAAUACUUCUUUUUCAUAUAUUCUUCAUGCACUUACCUCCUAUUAAUUGCUGCCAAAUUGUGCGUGCCAGCAUGUUUAGAGCUUUCCUUUCACAGCUGUUUCCCUGGGAGGACUGGGAUAAGGCAGCUCAGUCUUUACCAGCCCCAAAUCCACAUUUUUUUUUGUCCCUUGUCAUUGUAUUGGCACCCUGCUGCUUGCCCCUUUCCUUCUAUCCAAACAGGAUGCAUGUUACGCUGUCUAUGCAAGCAGUGCCUGGGUUCCUCUAUGUGUUUUACAAUUGAAUAAAUGCGUGUCUAGGUACAGAGAAACUUGCUGGGGUGUCUUUAUCUGAGUUUAUCUAGUGAGCUACAAGCUCCUGCUUGCUUCUGCUGGGUGUCAUGUGCACACAUGAGUGCUGCACACAUUCACCAGUGCUGGCCAUAUCAAAAUCUCCCAAGGACAUUUAAGAUCACUUCUAGCCCCAACAAACCCAUCAGCUUUGCCAUUUGCUUAAUUAUAGAAUGAUAUAAUUGGGUUGGAAGGGAUCUUAAAGAACAUCUAGUUCAGCCCUUUUGGUGAGGGAGCUUAAAAGCUCUUCCAGCUUUCCUCCCGUCUGUAGCAUUGCACUUCUUUCUGCUUAGACAGUUGAAGUCUGAGAUCCCCUCCAUGCAGUCACUUGUUUCUGAUCCCUUCUUCUCUUUCAGUUCGCCCCACCAAAUGUGGAUUUUUGCCGAGCUGUUUUUUAACUAUUCUGCUGCCAACAGAACUCCUCUGCGCUUUAGGAAGCCCGCAGAUGAAUUGUGUGAUCCUCUUUCUAGUUGACAAAGCUUAGGGUGGGUAAAUUUUUGUUGGCUGAAUUCUUCCUUAGUAGCUCUAGAGAAGUAAUACGUUAAAGAAGUACAAAGAGGUGGAAGGAAAAUGAGUAGAAUAGCCGACACUUUGAACCUAAAAGCUCACAUUUAGAAGAGAGAUUUGCUUCCUGGCAGGUGAGGUGUCAGUUUCAGAGCUGGAUUUAGGCAAGAAGUGCAUCUCUUGUGCCAAAGCUCCCCCUCAUGGUGCUGCCGCAUUGAGGAGGCUGUGCUCCAUGUCGAAGGGGAAGUGUGAGAGGUGCCAGUGCUCAAGCAAUACCCUUUCCCCCUUGCUAGAUCAGGAGUGAGCAGUGUUCCCUCCCAGGGGCAGUCCGUGCCCCUGGGAGGCCUGCAGUUCCAGCUCAGAGUAGGGCCUUUGCUGCCCAGCCAAGUGAGUCUUACACCUGGGAGAGGGGCAGAGCCCAGAACCAAACCUGUUUCACUUGUAAGAUGUUGUUAGGAUGGAGAACUGUUUUACAGAGAAGGUCAGUAGCCUGCAGUCUGCUCUGCAGAGCAGCAGUGCUGCUGACUUGCUUGUGUGGCUGCCAAACUUCGACUCUUUUCUUCACCAUCUCCCUCCUGUAUCUGUGCCUAGCACUUCCCUAGCCUUCACUCUUCGUGUGGCAUGGGUGGAUGCUGCCAGCCUCAGCUUUGCCUGCUGCAGGCAUUGCACAUUGGGUGUGUGAAACAGUUGAGGAGCAGUUCCUUGUAAUUCAUAGCACUUUGCACUCCUGAAAAGCACCAGGAAACUUACACUGCUGUCUACAAGCACUUAGCUAUCUUCAUGGUUGAUUUUGCUUGUUUUCUUGUGCCUUCUGUUUUCCAUUGGCUUGAUGUCCUGCUUGGGGUCAGGCAUCUGCCGGCUUCCUCUUCUGCUCUGCAUGGUUUCUUCUCUGGCUGUAUGAGUGGAGAUGUGGCAUGACCAAGGACUGUGCUACAGGUACCCCUCUCUCUGGACUUGUCACGCUUCCCAUUGUCCCCUGCACCCUCACGUUGUCUCCAAGUGCCAACAGCAAAGCCUGACAAGCGACGUUUUCUUUUCCCCACACUGCCCUUAAUCUGUGGCCCCUCAGUUCUGGAUCCUUCUCUUGGGCAAAACAAGUGUUUUCUGUGCAGUAGGAGGGGAAGGUUUCUCAGCAUUUCUUUCCUUUGGUUUAUGUGACCUCAAGUGUGUUUGGAAGUUCCUCUAAGCUCUAUCCAUGGGUAAAUCUCCUCUGCUCAAGAUCUGACCCGUUUUUGCAAGGACUGAUGCUAAAAGGGACAUAACACCUUCUGAGCUGCCCGUGCAGUUCUGAUUUUACUGACGUUCCCAGGCUGGUUCUGGAACAGCCAUCUCCCAGAGGUAAGUGUCUCUCUUUGGAGAUCUGGGCAUUUUUGCAGCUCUCGUUGCUCUGUAUAAGUCCUGACCUCAUCACCUCAUUCUGUGCUUUGUUUUUCAUUUAUGGAAGCUCCCCACCCACCCAGCACGUCCGUACGAUGAAGGGACCUUUAUCUGGCUCCUUAUUCCUGCAAAACCAUUAAACACAGCAGCACAGAAAGAAGCAUCUUUCUUUUUUGAAAUGGGGAUCCUACUGCCUUGCUUCCCAUCCCUUUGUGCAGUUCUGAUGGCUCAGAGUCGGAGGUACCUGGUGCACGUGGCAAUACCGAAGCAAGAUGUAUUUGCUAGCUCACUGCCACACACAUUUCUGGGGUUUUCUCUCCUUUAUCAGCAUCCCCAUAGUGCUCACUGGCCGCUGUCUGCUGGCCCAGGGGCAGCUGCUGAACCUGCAGCUUCCUAGCUUUCCUCCGCAGACACUGCAGCGCUGGAGGUGAUGCCCAGAUAACGGUCUCAAGCUCGUUCCUGUCUCAGCGAUAAACCUCGCUCAUGUCAGCACGGCGCCUGCACUCGUGGCGCGGUACGAGAGGGGCUCUUUACCCUCAAGCCCCCUCUGUUAGCUCAGCUGUUGCUGUGCUGUCGUGCUGCGAUGGCCACUUCUUACGCCUCUGCUCCAUCGCAGCUGAACCAGAGGAGCCGUGGGAAGCUAUUUCCCUUCUCCCCAUGUUGUUCAGUGCCAGCUGUGUUGCUGCAGUCCAGCUGCAGUCCAGCUGCGUGGCCUGUUUGUUGGUGGGAGCUCCAUGCAGCGUGGCAGAUGGUGACUUCUUUGCCUCCCCCUACCCUCUGUGUCAGCAGACGCCGAUGCCUCUAUGGAAAAAGUCACCUGUGUCACACCCUGUGACAGCUCAUACUAGGGUGGCUAUGAGUUUGCUCUUUGAUCCCAGUUGCCUCUUUAGAGGUAAUGCCUUUCAUGCUUAUGUGUAGAACGGCCCUUCUAGGGAGCUUUCUGCAGGACUCGGGGCACUUACGUAUGCAGUCAGGGGGGAAAACAGCACAGGAUCCUGUGUUCCCAUGCUCAGCUGAGAGAUCACUGCCUGUCCCAGCAAUGCUGCCCUCUGGAUCCCUGCUCCGAGCUGCCCCAGCAUGAAGACUACAAGGAAACUAAAGCACUCUUCAUGUGCCAUUCUCACUUGACUUUUUGUACGUAUGUAUGAAAGUUCUAAACUAAUAUUGCUGUAAAGAAAGAUACAGAUUAAUAUAGCAUAUUAUAUAAAGAUAUAUGUAUAUAAUUUUUUUCCCUAUAUUGUAUGGCACUGUAUAAAAUGAAUGUCGAAGCAUGA